AGUCUUAUGAUGAAAAUUGUAUAAUAAGGAUAUGUUGUGUUUGGGAUGACAGGUGGCCGACAAGUUGUUGUCGUCGUUCGGUCAGGACAUCUUAGACGCCCUGUUCUGGACUGCAAACGAGCCGAAGGGUAAGAAGAGGCAACAUUUCGGGGUUAUGGCUCACUUGGGUAUGGCUAUCGUCUAUGUGUCAGUCACAGCCUUCUAGUGCUUCUUCAGGCGACCACUUUGAAUGUUGCCAUCAAUUCAAAGAACAAAGCAUUGCUUACUGUAAUGAUGUCUAAUAAUUUUGUAGAGCUCAAGGGAAUGGUGUUCAAGAAGUUUGAGAAAACAAAUCUAUUUCAAAUGUCUUGCAGUGAUGUGAGGGAACGCUUUCAUUACAUAAUCCUAUUAAUCGUUGUUAUCAUUCAAACAAUGAAAGAAUAUAAUUGGAGUGACAAACAGUUUUGG
Messenger RNA from Medioppia subpectinata, 447 nucleotides. The record is from the annotation of a GenBank genome assembly. Lineage: Eukaryota; Metazoa; Arthropoda; Arachnida; Sarcoptiformes; Oppiidae.